AUGCCACCAAGGAAAAAGGGCAAGGUCACAAGUGCUGCUGUCGAUCAUAGUGAACGCCUGAAGGAGCUAUUGAGCGAGUGCCGCUGCGCUCGUCCCAACCGUCCGAAGAUAGAGAAGCUGUUGGAUUUGCUGCCACCCGACACGGAUGCAUUGCGCCAGGCCAUGUUUGCCGCUGUUCGUCAACAGCGUGCCGAUGUUCUGGAGUGGGUGCUCAAGCGAGGUGCGGAUGCGAACGUGAGCGAGGACGAUACAGCAUCUGCCUGGCGCGCGCUGCCGAUAGCGAUCGGCAACACUUGCUGCCCUUGCGUAUCUUUACUUCUCGCGCACGGAGCAAAACUCGCGCAGCGGGACGUCAACCAAGCCGUGCACGGCCUCCACGAUUCGGGCAUCCACAGCUUAUCGAAUGAGCUGAUUCUGCAGGUGAUCGAAAAGGCUUGGGCGGGCGAGCGCGUCGGCGCGGACGCUGGCGUCGUCGCUUUCAAUGAUCAGAAGGCGCACAUGCCCGAAGGCGUGCCUGCCCGCGCGACAAUGUGGCGGCAUCUGCACAAGGAGUGCGGAGAGAAGUACUGCCCGGUUCGCCGGGCCGAGGAGCGGGAGGCCAAGUGGGACGCGGAGAGGGCGGCGGAGCGGGCCGACGGGCUAGAGAGAGAGCCCUAG
Messenger RNA from Emiliania huxleyi CCMP1516, 657 nucleotides. RefSeq lists its product as hypothetical. Bases 1 to 657 code for a protein of 218 amino acids. The record is from RefSeq and is a predicted model, not a curated record. The transcript has a single exon. Lineage: Eukaryota; Haptophyta; Isochrysidales; Noelaerhabdaceae.